CACAGUGAAAAACUCAGUAUGUUUCCACUUAUCCGUCGAUAUGAACUACAUAGUACUAUCGUUACUCGUGCUUAGCCCAAUCAAAAGCGUCAUAUCCGGAAACAUAUUUGAAGCGGUCAAGGAUCAAAACCUACCACUGAAACAGAAUGACGCUACAGUCAACAAUUUCACUCAAGUGACAAGAAAACUUGGCUAUGAAACAACCGUAUUCGAGGUCACCACGGAAGAUGGGUACAUCUCUAAAAUGUUCAGGAUGCACAACCCGAAUUGCACCGAAAUCAAGAAGAAACCAAUCAUGUUGAUUCAUGGACUGUUGGAGAGUGCAGAUGCUUAUCUGGACCUUGGACCUGGAGCCGGCCUGGGGUAUCUCACGUCUGAUGCCUGUUACGACGUCUGGUUCCCGAACAUCAGAGGAAACUACUACGCGAGAGCUCACAAGACUUUAAACCCGGACACAGACAGGGAAUUCUGGCGUUUCUACGGUCAAGAGAUGGCUGUCUACGAUAUACCGGCUUUCAUCGACUUUGUUCUUGACAAAACGGGGCAGAAACAACUGAAUCUAGUCACGUUUUCACUCAGUGGAGGCCUUUUCUUUAUGACCACUUCCGAUAAGCCGGAAUACAAUGACAAGGUGAGCCUGUAUAUACCAUUGGCUCCAGCUACUAGACUCAAGCAUUCCAAGUCCACACUUCUCCGUCUACUCGCUACAGGUGGAUCGAUUGUGGAUACUCUGAAGCCAGUCACGAGAUUGGGCGAAGAAAUCCUGUACAGAGGAUCAGGUGUACAAUCCCUUAUGGAGCUGCUAUGUUCUCUGCCGAACGUUUUGAAGGGUCCCCAAACAGUUUGCAGUGGCUUCAUUGGUCUUCUGGACUCUUUCCACCCAGGUUCUAUAUCUGCGGAGACAGACAGCAGAGUUUACUUCCAUUUCCCGGCUGGGACCUCUCUGAAGACACUAUCUUGGCUGGGCCAGCUCAUCGAGAAAAAAACUUACCAGAAGUUCGACUAUGGAGCUAAGAAGAAUAUGGAGCUUUAUCAAUGCGAGACCGCGCCGCAUUAUGACGUGUCUAAAAUGACAGUGCCUACCGUCACGUUCCACGGGAAGCAUGACCAUCUGGUGGACUCCAGGGAUAUGAAGUGGCUGCUUCACCAGAUGCCGAAUGUUUUGGAGUACAUAGUGGUGGAUGAUCCGUUGUGGAACCACUUGGAUAUGGUGCACGGAUCAGAUGCACCGAAGUUGGUAUAUGCGAAGAUUAUGGAUUAUUUGAAGAAAUACGAGUAGGUAACUAUAUACCACUUGCCGUUAAAGUUCCAUAAUAAUUGUCACCGGAACUUUUUCAUUGCUCGAGAUUAUACAAUCAGUUUAUAUUCUUGACAAUAAUGUAUAAAUCUUCCUUGAGCUUUUGUUUUAUACCGUUGUAUUCACUAAGUACCUAGAAGUAGUAUGCUAUGCCAAUAAAAUACUAUGUUACGUACUCGAAUGUUAAAAUCAAUACCUAUCUGUUUUCAUAGACACGUGUAAGUUUGAAGGCACAGCUGAAUAAACUCAUUAAUAUUAGCAGAACAUGA
This is a messenger RNA of Plutella xylostella (diamondback moth), 1566 nucleotides long. Its product is annotated as lipase member M. Gene Ontology annotation, molecular function: hydrolase activity, acting on ester bonds. Gene Ontology annotation, biological process: lipid metabolic process. The record is from RefSeq and is a predicted model, not a curated record. Lineage: Eukaryota; Metazoa; Arthropoda; Insecta; Lepidoptera; Plutellidae.